Messenger RNA from Caenorhabditis sp. 36 PRJEB53466, 1416 nucleotides. Lineage: Eukaryota; Metazoa; Nematoda; Chromadorea; Rhabditida; Rhabditidae. The record is from the annotation of a GenBank genome assembly.
AUGGGUUUGAAAAAAGCGGAAACGGUCGGAAAAAUUGCGUUUUGUUUAUCCGCUCAGAAGUACUGACGAGUGCGGUGGGGCGCACUUGCUGACCCCGUCGCAACAUUCUUUGAAAGAUAAGAAAUCGGAGCGAAAAAAAGAGAAACAUGCUGGUCAUUUGACACCUCAUCGCGUCGAUAAGCGAUUUUAGUCUAAAAAUAAACUGCCUUUAAUAAAUAACACUUUACAAUCAAACCCAAUAUCCCUAAAAAUCGCCGAAAUGUGUUGAACCUUGCAGAGCUGGCACCUGAAACUUCCCAAUCAGCCGCUGAACAAGACUGUGUCUCGUGCAGAAUAAUCGGCACAGCCAGGUAAUCCAUAAAAACCGGGUUCUUCUUUCGUUUGUCAAAUUCUUCAAUUUUCAGUUUGUUUGGCAUCGGCUGCUACAUUAUUUUCGCAACCCGACCCGUCGGGUACUAUGCGACCAGACCGCUCACUCGCCAUCUAGUUCGUUCUUUAUCAGCAGGUAUUUUCGAUCAUUUAUUCAAUUACCUCUCACUAGGCUAGUCGAACAGCCGCCUGAAAAAAACAGGCGGUGGCUUUUCAGGCGCACUGAAAUCGCCUGUUCGAUCAGCCUACCUCUCACAAAAAGCCCUUUCAGUUCCUCUCUACGCGUCCGUCGCCCGCUGCUUCUACUUUCCACCGUUCGAUUCACUUGAUCCCACUAAACAUGUCAAACAUUGAUGUGAGUAAAUAAUUGAAUAAACGCUUUCUAAAAUCACAUUUUUGCUGCAAUUCCAGAUAAUCUUCGUAAUGGGCGUGAGUGGAUGCGGAAAGAGCACAAUCGGCAGUGCCCUCGCAGAAAGGCUCAAUUGGUCAUUCAAAGACGGCGACACAUUCCAUCCGCCGCAGAACAUCGAAAAAAUGUGCGCCGGAAUCCCGCUGACCGACGCCGAUCGUCUUCCGUGGCUCCGGACGAUCAACACGUUCGCUCGUUCCCAUCCACGCCACGUCAUCGCUUGCUCGUCGCUCAAAAAAUCGUACCGGACAGUGCUGUCCGAACGCGUCGCCGCCAAUUUCUUUCUUUUGAAUAUAAAGAGGCGAGUGGGGUGGCCCGAAUGUGAAAGAGAGCCCGACGACCCUUUUACACACAACAAACAACUCAAAUUCGCCUUCACUUCCGUCCUCUCAUUUUCACACUCGUUUUCACACCCUACUCUCCGGGUUUUCAGGGAAAUUCUCGAGAAGCGGCUCUCCUCGCGUGCUGGUCAUUUCAUGCCCUCGUCACUUCUCGAAAGUCAAUUGGCGACGCUGGAACUUCCCGAACGCGACGAGAGCAAUGUGAUUGUCGUGGAUGCAAACAACUUGGAUGCCAAUCAGCUUGUUGCGAACAUUUUAACUCACAUCUCAGUGGGAAUAAUGGAAAGAACGGACUAA